Leptonychotes weddellii (Weddell seal) is the source of this 7856-nucleotide messenger RNA. RefSeq names its product prolactin receptor (gene PRLR). Lineage: Eukaryota; Metazoa; Chordata; Mammalia; Carnivora; Phocidae. The record is from RefSeq and is a predicted model, not a curated record. Gene Ontology annotation, biological process: positive regulation of cell population proliferation; cytokine-mediated signaling pathway. Gene Ontology annotation, cellular component: external side of plasma membrane; signaling receptor complex. Gene Ontology annotation, molecular function: cytokine binding; peptide hormone binding; prolactin receptor activity.
CCCCCGCCGCCUUUCCGUCUUACAGGAUCCUCUCCCUCUAUCUGGAUUUUACCGGCUGUUCGCGAAACAGCUUUACACACAAUGGAUCUCCCCGUCCUUUUGCAGGAAGUGCUCACGGACUGAUGUGGCUGACUUUGCUCCCAGGCAAAACUAAAGAACCCUUCUAUUCAUGGAGGUGAACACUACAGACGCUUUCCACAUGAACCUUGAAGUGAACGUCUGAUACAUUUCCUGUAGAAAGAGAAAGGAGCCAAAAUGAAGGAAAGUGUGGCAUCCACAGCUGUUUUCAUUUUGCUACUUUUUCUCAACACCAGUCUCCUGAAUGGACAAUCACCUCCUGGAAAACCUGAGAUCUUUAAAUGUCGUUCUCCUGAAAAGGAAACAUUCACCUGCUGGUGGAAACCUGGGGAAGACGGAGGACUUCCUACUAAUUACACGCUGAUGUACCACAAGGAAGGAGAGACAAUCACACACGAAUGUCCAGACUACAUAACCAGUGGCCCCAAUUCCUGUUACUUCAACAAGAAGCACACCUCCAUAUGGACAAUGUACAUCAUCACAAUAAAUGCCACAAACCAGAUGGGAAGCAGUUCCUCAGAUCCACGUUAUGUGGACGUGACUUACAUAGUUGAACCAGACCCUCCUGUGAACCUAACUUUGGAAUUAAAACAGCCAGAAGACAAAAAACCAUAUCUGUGGAUGAAAUGGUACCCACCCACCCUGGUUGACGUUAGAUCUGGUUGGCUCACACUCCAGUAUGAAAUUCGGUUAAAACCUGAGAAAGCAACUGAGUGGGAGACUCAUUUUGCUGGGCAGCAGACUCAGUUUAAGAUUCUCAGCUUAUAUCCAGGACAGAAAUACCUUGUCCAGGUUCGCUGCAAGCCAGACCAUGGAUUCUGGAGUGAGUGGAGCCCAGAGAGCUCCAUCCAGAUACCUAAUGAUGUCACCAUGAAAGAUACCAUCGUGUGGAUCUUUGUGGCCGUUCUUUCUGCUGUUAUUUGUCUGAUUAUGGUCGCAGCUGUGGCUUUGAAAGUCCAUAGCAUGGUGACCUGCAUCCUUCCACCAGUUCCUGGGCCAAAAAUAAAAGGAUUUGAUGCUCAUCUGCUGGAGAAGGGCAAGUCUGAGGAACUGCUGAGUGCCCUGGGGUGCCAAGACUUCCCUCCCACUUCUGACUGUGAGGACUUGCUGGUGGAGUUUUUAGAAGUGGAUGACAGCGAGGACCAGCAGCUGAUGCCAGCCCAUUCAAAACACCCGGAUCAAGAUAUGAAGCCCACACCCCUGGAUCCAGACAGCGACUCUGGCCGGGGCAGCUGCGACAGCCCUUCCCUUUUGUCUAAAAAGUGUGAGGAAGCCCGGGCAAAUCCCUCCACGUGUAACAUUCCUGAGGGCAUUGAGAAGCCAGAGAAUCCCCAAACAAAGGUUACCUGCACGUGGGAUGCCCAGAGCACACGCUUGGAAGGCAAGAUCCCCUAUUUCCCUGCCGACGGAUCCAAAUCCUCAACCUGGCCUUUACCACAGCCCCCCAGCCAGCACAGCCCCAGAUCUUCUUACCACAACAUUGCUGAUGUGUGUAAGCUGGCUGUGGGCACAGCGGGGGCAUCGGCCGCUUUGUUGGGCAAAACAGACACACACGCUUUAAGAUCUGCAAAAACCACUGAGACUGGAGGGGAGGAAAAGGCAGCUGAGCAGAGAGAAGUAGAAAGCUUCCAUUCCAAGACUGACCAAGGCACAGCAUGGCUGUUACCCCUGGAGAAAACCCCUUUGAUCUCUGUGAAACCCUUGGAUUACGUGGAGAUUCACAAGGUUAACAAAGAUGGAGCACUGUCAUUGCUCCCAAAACACAAAGAGAACAGCAACCAGCCAGAGAAGCCCAGUCCUCCUGAAGCCAGUAAGGAGUACGCUAAGGUGUCCAGGGUGAUGGAUAACAACAUCCUGGUGUUAGUGCAGGAUCCGCGAGCUCAGAACCUGACUGCGUUGGAAGAACCAGCCAAGGAGGCUCCGCCAUCUCUUCAAGAGAAUCCAGCCGAAGAAGACCUGGCCUCCUUCACCUCGGCCCCAAGCAGCUGCGGACUCCAGCUGGGUGGGUUGGAUUACCUGGAUCCCACGUGUUUUAUGCACUCCUUUCAGUGAUAGCUUGAUUAACGGAAUGAUUGGUUAAAAUGUGAUCUCUUUUCAGGUAACACUACAGAGUACAGGAAACGUACCCUACUAGAGAAUGCUCGAGAAUGUGGUUAGGAUGACACUACACAGCCCAUAGUUCACUCCUCAUGCUCCAUUUUCAACCAGCUGCCUCUUUCUCCAACAGUUGAUUCCAGAACAAAUUGUUUUGUUUCCUGUGAUUUGUAGAUUGACUUUUUUUUGCUCUUAGUUAUAAAAUUAUGUGUUCAAUGAAAUAAAAAUACAUCGUUUAGUAUUUUUGAGGGACAUUGCCAAUAGGUAUAUCCUCUGGAAGGGGCUUUCAUGGUUUGGUAUGUGACCGAAGGAAAUGAAAUACUCACAGUUGUUUACCACAGGAAGAUGAUAGAUGUGAGAAAAAUGCCAUGAAAACCGCUUUCAAAAAACCAACAAACCUUUGCACUCCUCUUUCAUUUUUAUUCGGAUUAACCAAAUACGACCCAUUUGAAGAAAGAAUGCAUUCCAGAACACCGGACACAUUGUUUACAUCAGUUCCUAUCACCUUAGUGAUACAUUGCCAAUAUGCAAGCCAAAAUGAUGCCUCCAGUUUUUUCUUAAAAUGGUUUGAAUUUGUUAAGCAUGGAUUUUUUUUUUCUCCCCCUAAAUUGUAUUUUAUUCUGAAGCCUCUAGAGAAAAUAGUUUUGGAAAGUGAAAUUUUCUAACAUGACAGGUAAAUGAGUUUCAUGUGGUAAAUUCUUCUAAAAUGUUUUCCUGUUUCGUUUGAGCAUAAGAGAGAAUUUAUUAUACACCCUAGUCUUCGGUUAGGUUAAAAAAAAAAUCCCCAAAGACUAAUUUUAAAAGAUAAUCACAGCAGGAUGCUAAUGGAAAUACUGCCUUACUGUACAUACAAAUUCUACUUUAAUAUAAACCCGUAAGUUUCACAAUGUAUUUUUGAAGACUAUUUUUCUAUCACUUAGGUAAAAUAAAAAACUAUUUUCUAUCUUCCCAGUACAGCUGUUUACGUAUUUAGCGGGUACGGUAUGUUCUGCUAUGAGGUUAUAAUGAGUAUUUGCAGUACAGAGUAUACACAGUCCCUGUGUGUGGAGUAAAAUGCCAUAGCAACCCAAAGCCCAUUGAGGAAUAUGAAGUGGAUGAUUAUAUUCAAUUUCCAGCACAGCGUUGUAUAGUUUAUCUGAUUCUAUCUCUGUGAUACUUUCAACAGUCGCCAGCCAAGAGGUUUAGGGCUUUCCACAGACCAGAAAUUACUUCUGUAAUUUAGGGCUACUCUGGGGCUUCUGCUCUUCUCUGGGUGAAUAUUCAUAAAACCACCCUGAAAAGGUGAGUGAUGACCUCUCACAUACUGUUUUAGAGAGAGGGUUUUGUUUGGUUUGGGUGUUCUGAGAAGUCCUGGGCUGCCAAGAAAAUGUAAGCAAAGCCAGGAGUUAGUAUCUCUCUGAAGUAGAUCCAUUUGCGAAAUCCUGGCAGAGGCAGAUACAGCAGUCCCAGCGGAAGCGUUCAAAUAGAAGUUCUAAGGAAGCAGGCAUCUGGGCAGUGGCAACAGCUACAGCGGCCGGGGUCUGGUAGCAAGAGUCUCCAAGUCUGUUCCAAGGGCAGCCUUCCCACAAGCCUGGCUCUCCAUUUUAAAGAGAGCGCUCGUGACUCCAACUGCCUCCCUCUGUUUUUCAUUUCAUCUGAUGGCAAAGCCAUUCUCCGGGUUCACUCACUAACUGGACGUAGUGAAUUUGCACUCACCCCUGGGAGUUAAAUAUGCCAGCCCAGCAAGCCCAUGCUGACAGGAACUGGGCUCCGCGGUGGCCCUGAUGUUUGCAAGUGAACUCAUCCCUAGGGCUUCCAGGGUUGCCAAAGUAAAUCAAUCUGAGCUCUCUUCUCCCAAUAUAGACCAGCAUUAAGGGUGAAGGGAACAUUCGGGAAAGUUGUCCAAGCUCAUCCAGUGCCCUAGGUCCUUGCUACUCAAAGUAGGCCCUGAGGACCAGCUGUCUCAGCAUCGCCUGGCACUGCUUGGAAAUGCAGACUCUCAGCUCCCCUGCCCCAGACCUACAGAAUCCGAAUCUGCAUCGUACUAAGAUCCUCAGAUGACUCAUGUACACAGGGAAGUUUGAGAAGCCCUGUCCUGGGUGACCAUUUCCACUAAAGGUACGUUAGUGCCUAGAGACAAUCCUCUCUCGGAAAUACAAGUCAGGUCUCACUUGCCCUCAAUGACACUCUACGUAAGGAGAAGGCAUACUUUUUUAAAAACCCAUUUAGGGUUUAAAUUGACAGAAUGAUAGACAAUGACUUGGCAAAAGUACACGCAGCUCCAAGAGGGCCAGGGGAUUAUACUCCACUUGGGAUUGACUCUGCCCUUCCAAGCCAGGCCAGACCAAACUUUUCCCAAAACAGUCCAUUCUCCUCCAAAAUGUAUCUCAAUCACUCUGAUAAUUCAAAAAUUCAAAAAUAACCUGUUUUGACAUAUGACUUGGCAUGUGUGAAAAAAAAAAAAUGUCCUGGUUAAAGACUCACCUUGAAGUAAAUCCCCAAAAUACCCCAAUUAGCCACUCAUUAAGUAAGCCAACGUUACAAUUCUAUGGUCAAUUAACACUCUUUAUUUGAAUUAAGUAGGUUUUUUGUUUUUUUUUUUUUCCAUCUUCUGGCACAUUUCCUACCAAGGAGCCAGCUGGUGCAGCAGAAGGAUGCAGACUGAGGGUCAAGAGACCUGGGUUCUAGUCCCCGCUCUCUUGCCUUAGAGUAAUUGCCUUUCCUGGGCCUCAGUUUCCUCUGAAGGAAAUGGCAGGCCAAUCAUCUCGAAUAUCCUUUCAAACUCUGGCUCCUUGAUUUCAUGACUCACUAAAUAUUUUCCAGCAAAGAUAAUUUACCCAGUGCUUUGAUCGUAAGGAAGCUAACAAAUAAUUGCCCUUCAUCAGAGACACACAAGUACUCUCCAGUGAUGUGCUUUUUUGAUUUCACUUUUAAAUCAUCAGUUCUAGUUGGUCUUCACAUAUGACACAUGCAUGCUGUAAAUUACGUAGGUACGGGAUCAGAGUCCGAGAUAACAUGCAAGUAUGUAUGUAGAGAGGAGGCAUGAGAUUUUUUUUUUUUUAAGACCUACUGAAUGAGGCUCUGAUUUUUAGAAAAAAAUGAUCUUUUACUGAAUCAAGCCAUGCUUAUUUUUUGCUGAGUCCAACAGCCCCAAAUCGCUUUUCUUCUGACUGCGGCUUCUGGUUUUUAUUUCUUUCUGAUGAAUUAUAAACCACUAUUGCACAGUUGGUUUAAAGAGCCAUAUGCUCUGAAUUAUAAAAAGUCAUGUUUUUAUAAACAAACACCUAAAUAUUCAAGUUACAAAGCACAUGGAGACGGGCUAGCCAAUGGGUGAUUUAUGGAAGAUUCUUACCCCAGCUGCAAAAUGUUCUCUGGUCAGUUGUAACGAACGGGUUUAAGGCACCUCAACAUGAGCACAAGUUAUUAUCAACUGCGUCCCUGACAUUUAACAGAAUGUCCAUUCUCCCAAGUGCCUAAGACCAAUCCCAUUAGGCAGGUAUGUACCAAAACCUUGCUUUCGCUGGUUUGGUCCAACAUGAGUUAAUCCCUUACCACCUGUACGAGAUCAAGGAGUUUGACCCCUUGUCCUGUAGUGCCCAGCUGAGUCGGAGAAUCCUAUGAGUUCAUGAGCUCCAGGAUGCAGUUUGGCUGUGGAGGAAAUCUGGCUCUUUUCUCGAGAUUCUCCACGGCUGCAGUCACUUGCAGAAAGACUUGGCCCUGCCUUUAGUAUCUUCUCUAUCUCCUUAGUGUAGACAAGGAAGAAGCAGAUUUGUACAUAGUUUACAAAGUGCCUUUCUUUACUUUUAUAAAAAAAAAAAAAAAGUUUUGUUUUUGCAAGAAAAGCGUAUCAAUUGGAAGGUACAUUUUACUUGUUUUAUGUAAAUGAAUGGAGAAACCGGAAAGGGAAUGACAAAAUGGUCCGAGGUCCAACCAGCAACUGUUCCAGUGGAUUUUUCUAUUUAUUGCUUAACCGAAUUACCAUAGAGCUGAUGUGAAUAGUGUAACUUAUUUUGUCUGAUGAGAAAUUGACUCUGGCUGGGAUUUGAGGAUAUGCUGGCCCCACUGUGAUUUGAGACUCCUCCGUUUAAAAACAUAUUAAUAUGCUUUUGAAUGGCUUCAAAUUGCAUGCCUGGGCCUGAAAAGGACAAUGCAAGCACGGUGGAAGCUUGCACACAUACAGAAAAAGGCAAAUGACUCUGGAUUACCAUCCUCAGUGUUGCUAACAUAGAUUUGCCAUUGAUGAAAGCCUCGUGUGUACUUCAGUGAACAAAUUUCUUGUUCUGCAUUUUUGGCUCAAGCACAAUAGUAAAGUCCAAGGUUUCAAAGGCCCAGGUGCAAUGCAGGAAAGUAUUGCUGACAUGCCCUUAACCUGAUAAUUGUGCGGUGUCACAAAGCUUAAGAGAACUAUAGACAUCUGUUGGUCCAAGCCAGGUUGAUUUGCUUUAACAUCCUGGCUUCUUUUUUUCUUCUUAGCUAUCCAUACUUGUAGGCUUUUUGUUCUUCUGCUCUAGGGCCUGUAUUUUUCCUGAGAGUUAAUUAUGUACACUAGCAACCAUAGGAUCCACAAGAAAUUAAGUUACUCGUGAACAAUGACUUUGGCCCCGCAAAGGACUAAGUCAGCUCUUAAAUCAGCCACACAGAUAUCACAUUGCACGUUGAGGGUCAUUAGUCACCUCGUUUAAGGAUUUGCAUAGUUAGAAAUUGCAGCUCAAUUCAUUAACUGCUUAAUUAAUUCAAAGGCCAUUAAUAAACCCAAGGUACAUCCAUGACUCGGUUCCGGAGGUCUUAAGUAGAAAUUUUAAAAUACAAAAUGAUUGCUCGAGAACCCAUGUUGUAACCAGAAGUUCUAUUUAUAAUUAUGGCCUAGACUUAUUCCAUGAUUACCAGAUAUAAUCUACAAAUCAAAUAGUUCUCUCCCUAGGCUUGUGUAUUUCAGUAAGGUGAUUUAGGGUCUGAGAUCAUCAUGGUCUAUUUCAAUGAAAGGAAAAAAAUAGGAAAUAGGACAUUUCCAGAGGUUUGGGCAUCUCAGGAUUCCACAAAAUGUCAACGGUAGCCUGCUAAACCCAAAUUUUAUUGGACAAAGUGAAAUCUGUAAUCUAUUCAGUGUUCUGAGUUUAUGGCUAAGAGAUGUACAUAACUGACAAACACCAUACGCCCGUCAUUGUCUUAUUCACGUCCGUUCCUUUGAUUUAUGCUCUGAUCUCAAGUCAAGAAGCACUGAGGCGUGUAAAGUGAAAAAACACAUCCUGUUUGUGUGACUGUGGUCAAUGAAUACAGAGACCCUUAGACAAUGGUAUUCUAUUAAUUAACUUUUUACCUGCUCCUGAUUAAAUAAAAAACAAUGAACCCUAAAAACCUUUGGCUAGUGAAGUAGUAACAUCAAAACUAAUCUUGAAUAAUUACGUUUAAAUUAUGCUUCACCUGGAUAAACUUCAAAAUGCAGUCUGAGUUUUUCCAUGCAAAUUUCACAAAUUCUGAAGAAAAAAAAUCUCAUUAUUACGUUACUCUGACAUGAAAAAUCUGUAUGGCAAAGAUACCUCUGAAAAAUAAUCUGUUUUAUAAAAUUUCUGAUAAGAUGUUUUGAAUUUUUAAAAGUAACCACCUCCCCUCCUUGUCCUACUGCCCUUCCUCCAAAGCCGCUUAUUGUUUAGAAAGGAAAGAUUAUCGGGGCGCCUGGGUGGCUCAGUCGUUAAGCGUCUGCCUUC